Messenger RNA from Bombus pascuorum, 2545 nucleotides. RefSeq names its product peptidoglycan-recognition protein LC-like. The record is from RefSeq and is a predicted model, not a curated record. Bases 1009 to 2262 code for a protein of 417 amino acids. The transcript is spliced from 5 exons. Gene Ontology annotation, molecular function: N-acetylmuramoyl-L-alanine amidase activity; zinc ion binding. NCBI's taxonomy places the organism in Eukaryota, Metazoa, Arthropoda, Insecta, Hymenoptera, Apidae. Gene Ontology annotation, biological process: peptidoglycan catabolic process.
UGUGAAAUGGGAAAACGCAGUGGGAUAAGUUCAUUGCUAUUAUCAUAUCGUAUCUAACUUUACAAAAAUAAAUAUUGCUAGCAGCAAGUUGCACGGUUGAACUCUGCAUUUCAGUGACUUACAAUUCGACGAGAUGUAAGACUAGAAUUUCCAGUUGUACACGAUGAAAAAAAAGACGGAGAGAGGGAUCGCAAACAAUUUUGCAGCUUGGUCGACAAAUCAUCGACAGUUCGUCAUGACGACAAAUCACGGAUAGAUAAUACCGACGCUGGACAAUCCUAUUUAAUCAGUUCGCUUUAGUUUUCAUUGAUUGAGACCUCGUGUCUUAUCGUAAAGAGAUUCGUGAAACACUUCAUUUUAAUAUACGCCAGUGACGUAUCGAAGAUUUCCUUCUCCAACCGUGUGUGCUAACGACUGUCACGUCCUUCGUGAAACUCGCUGAACGUCACAAAGCAGUGACGUAGAGUUGUGAAACGACGUGAGACGAAGCGAAGACAGUGAACGAAGCGAUAGGAUGUUAAUAUUAGUCGAGUCGUUUACAAAUUUCAGCGACGCGUCGGAUUACGUCUAAUUUUUUUUUAUGUGACAUACAUUUUUACGGGGUGUGAAAACACGAGUUUAACUGUGUCGAAGUUCCAGCUGCGACCUUCGGAGGCGCGUGGUAUCACCGGCAAUAGUGUCCGACAGUACAGAAUCAUUAUAAGAUUAACAUUUACUUUAUGAACGUGUUUUCAUAAUUAUAUAAAUUUUAUAUAUAUAUAUAUAUAUAUAUAUAUAUAUAUAUAUAUUAUAUGUAUCGCGUGUGUAAAUGUACAGUGAGUGGCAUGCACAAAGUAUUUGAAAACCGUACAAUUUUUGAGAGCUCCGUUCAUCGAUAUCUUCCUCUAGAGCAGCGUUGAUGAAAAUUCAACUAUAAAGACGCCAUGUUAAAAGCUGAUAAUAAUAAUUAGAGGCGCGGACAAAGUGACUGUGGUCAAUGGAAACGAUGAUCUGUGCGAGUGUGUUGGUAUGGUGACAUUGGUGCAACAGCAUCGACAAACGGACGAAAACCAAUAUUUAAAAGAUUCAAAUCAAAUAAGCAACGCCUCCAUUGAAAAUCGCGAUAACGAAAACUGUGGAGGUGAGAUAGUGCAUUCUUCUAUUGAUACCGUGGUUAACGUCACCGGAAAUGGCAGUCUUGCCGGUUCCUCUACGCAGUGCAGUAACAUAGAAGAUGACAGUGAGGAUGAUGAAACGGAUAUCGAUGAAGGAGAUUGGGUACCAGACUUACCCGUGCCGGCAGUGUUUAAGCAACAUCAAGAAGUGACCACCGUCGAUGGCAAUGUGGUGCUUCCAAAUGCAGAUGUUUCAAAUUUUGGUGAUGUGCGCGUGAAGAAUUCGAGUAACGUGCAUCUUGGUAACAAAACCUUCUAUAAAGGUCCAGUAACAAUAAAGCAGUUCGUUUACACGAACCCGACUUCAAUACAGGAACCCAAUACGGCGAAGAGCGAUAAUGUUCAAGCAUCGAAUGCAAAUACCUCUGAUUUGUCGACUACCAAAGGAGCUUCGACUGCGAUCUUAUCACAAAAUCCUGAUCUCCGUAACGUAACAAAAUGGUUGUGGACCUGGCGAUGCGCAGCGUUUUUGUGUUUACUAGCUUUGCUUCUUAUAAUUGUCGUUGUCAUUGCGAAUGUAUACCUCACGCGCAAUUCUACUACUACAACAUCUGUAGGUUUUCCGCAAAUUCCAGAUUCUGGACUCGGAGAUAAAGUAAAAAAUGUUCGUUUCAUUGAACGAAGUGAAUGGGGUGCUCAACCACCUACGAAAGAUUUAACAAAGAUGAAACUUCCGGUACCGUACGUGAUUAUUAGUCAUACGGUAACUGAAUUUUGUAAAACACAAGCGCAAUGUACAUUUCACGUUCGAAAUAUACAAACAUAUCACAUAGAAUCUAGACAAUGGUCGGAUAUCGCUUAUAACUUUCUUGUUGGUGGCGAUGGAUAUGUAUACGUUGGUCGCAGUUGGGAUUUUAUGGGCGCUCAUUCCUUUGGAUUCAAUAAUAUUAGCAUAGGUAUUUCUUUUAUCGGAACAUUCAACACUGUAAUACCAUCUAAAAGUCAACUGUACGCUGCGCAACGACUUAUCGAAUUGGGCAUUGAAAAUGGUAAAAUUGCGCCGGAUUAUAAAUUAUUAGGACACCGACAAGUUUCGCGGACUUUGAGUCCGGGAGAUGCAUUAUACAGUGUCAUCCAAACUUGGCCCCAUUGGUCACCAUCGCCAUAAAAAAAUCUUUCUUUUUGUACAAUACGAUAUAUCAGUGAUAUUUCAAAUGUAUUCAAUUAUAUAUUCUUAUGGUCCGAAAUACAGAUGGACAUUUGUAUAAAUUUCGAACAAUUAAAUUCUGUUUGUAUUUAUAUCUUCGUGUAGCAAUUUAGUAUGUAUGUUACUUUAUUAAUAAAAUUUGAACUAUGACAUUUUAUAUAAAUUUAUUGUAAAUUAAUCUGCAGAUAUUUAAAUAUAUCUGAUAAAAUGUUAAAUAAAGUAUGAAACUAUAAAGGUGAUAUAA